This is a messenger RNA of Neocloeon triangulifer, 4132 nucleotides long. RefSeq names its product metabotropic glutamate receptor 4. The record is from RefSeq and is a predicted model, not a curated record. Gene Ontology annotation, cellular component: membrane. The transcript is spliced from 11 exons. Gene Ontology annotation, biological process: G protein-coupled receptor signaling pathway. NCBI's taxonomy places the organism in Eukaryota, Metazoa, Arthropoda, Insecta, Ephemeroptera, Baetidae. Bases 187 to 2250 code for a protein of 687 amino acids. Gene Ontology annotation, molecular function: adenylate cyclase inhibiting G protein-coupled glutamate receptor activity.
GCUUUCGAGGAGUUGGAGGACUUGCUGGCCAAGAAGGAUAUUUGCAUCGCAAUAAAGGAGAAGUUGGUCAAAGACUCGGGGGUGGCCGGCGAACGUGCCUACGACUCCAUCGUGCAAAAGCUGCUCACAAAACCGCGCGCCAGAGGUGCAAUAAUUUUCGGGUCGGACCAAGAAGUGGCCGGCGUGAUGAGGGCCGUGCGAAGGGCGAACGCGACCGAAAUCUUCUCUUGGAUCGGCUCGGACGGGUGGAGCGCCCGCAACUUGGUCUCCGACGGCAACGAGAUGGAGGUCGAGGGCACCCUGUCGGUGCAACCGCAGGCCAACCCGGUUCGCGGCUUCGAGGAAUAUUUCCUCAGCCUCACCGUCGAGAACAACAAGAGGAACCCGUGGUUCGCAGAAUUCUGGGAGGCGCACUUCCAGUGCCGCUACCCCAACUCGUCACGGACCCCGUACAACCAGCACUUCACCAAAAUGUGCUCGGGCCAGGAGAAGCUGACGAAAGAAAACAUGGCCUUCGAGGGACAGCUGCAGUUCGUCAGCGACGCUGUCAUGGCGUUCGCGCACGCCCUCAGAGACAUGCAUCGAGACGUCUGUCACAGCAAGCCGGGUCUGUGCGACGCGAUGAAGCCCACCAAAGGCACCGACUUGCUGCGAUACUUGCGCAAAGUGGAGUUUGAAGGUCUGAGUGGCGACAACUUCCGGUUUGACCCGCAAGGCGACGGUCCAGCGCGCUACAACAUAAUCCACUUCAAGCAAGUGAGCCCCGGCGUGUUCCGGUGGUUGAAGGUCGGCGAGUACUGGGAGGGCGAGUUGCGUCUCAACAUGUCAGAGAUUCAGUUCAAACUGGGCCAGCCACAGUCGCCGGUGUCUGUUUGCUCGCUCGAGUGCGAACUAGGCCAGGCGAAAAAGUACUUGGAGGGCGAGAGCUGCUGCUGGCACUGCUUUAACUGCACUCAAUACCAGAUUCGGCACCCGCACGACGAGACGCAGUGCCAGUUGUGUCCGCAGGGCACGGUGCCGGACGAGCGGCACACCAAGUGCGAGCCCAUCCCUGAGGAGUAUUUGCGCGCGGACAGCGGCUGGGCGAUCGGCGCCAUGGCCUUUUCGGCGACGGGCAUCGUGGUGACGGCGCUGGUGGCCGGCGUCUUCCUCCGACACCACGACACGCCCGUGGUGCGCGCCUCGGGCCGCGAGCUCAGCUACAUCCUCCUGCUCGGCAUCUUCCUCUGCUACGCCAUGACCUUCAUCCUGGUGCUCAAACCCAGCGACAUCGUCUGCGGCGCUCAGAGAUUUGGAGCUGGUUUCUCCUUCACGGUGGUGUACGCGGCACUGCUGACCAAGACAAAUAGGAUAUCGAGGAUUUUCAACGCCGGCAAACGGACGGCGAAGCGGCCUAGUUUAAUUUCGCCCAGAUCGCAGCUCAUCAUUUGCUCGGGGCUCACAGGGUUUCAGGUACUAAUUAAUGCUGUUUGGAUGGUGGUUUCGCCUCCGUCGGCAAUUCAUCACUACCCCACCAGAGACGACAAUCUCUUGGUUUGCUCAUCAAGCAUCAACGCUUCCUACAUGAUUUCGUUCAGCUACCCAAUAGUGCUGAUUGUGAUUUGCACGGUGUACGCCGUGCUGACGCGCAAGAUCCCCGAGGCGUUCAACGAGUCCAAGUACAUCGGCUUCACGAUGUACACGACGUGCGUCAUCUGGCUGGCGUUCGUGCCGAUUUACUUCAGCACGGCCAACAACAUCGCCAUCCGCAUCACCAGCAUGAGCGUGACCAUCUCGAUGAGCGCCACGGUGACCGUGGCGUGUCUGUUCACGCCCAAGCUGUACAUCAUCCUGGUGCGGCCGGAGCGAAACGUGCGCCAGAGCAUGAUGCCCGUGCGCUACUCGGCCGUCCGCGGCGUCCGCCAGCAGAGCGUCAGCGGCCCCGCCGGCGUCACCAGCUCGGUCGUCGGCGCCGGAAACCUCCUCGGCGUCCUCCCGCCCAACCAUGGCAUGGACUCUGGAUCGCACAGCGAGGUGGGCCAAAACAAUCACGCGUGCAAGCAGGUGACGACGCGCGGCACGCAGACGCUCAACUGCGUCAACAACGUGAACAACGGGGUGCCGGAGAAGGUUGCGCCGGCGGAGAAGCACGUGACGAUCAACAACUCGACGGCGCACACGGUGCUGGGCAACGGACCAGUAAGUAAUAAUUCUCAGCCUAACUCUGCAGCGGCUGCGGACGAUCAAUGCAAAACUGAUUUGACUUUGUAGCAGUACGCGCAGGCCGUUGACAGGCCCCUUCAAGAGACUGACCUUUAGCUAAUGAACCUGUUGAACGUCACUGUUGUCAGUGACGUCAAAAAAUACGUGUAGAGAGGACACUUGUUCCGUUCAGUGUGACAAACUCUAAACAUAUGCGUGAAAAUAACCAACAAGUGCGUCAUAUUUACCAGACAAAAAGAAAGAGAGAAAUUCCUAAAAUACUCAAACUUGGGAAAAGCGGCGUCGAAGACUUUGACGGUGGACAAAAUAAUGUUCUACCGUUUUGCUUUGUUCACCCCCCAAAUGUUAUUAAAUAUAUCUGAAAAAGUUUUAACAACUCGGCAUCAACUGCCAAAACUGUUUUUUAAGAGAAAUAAUUAAUUUCACCACCCGCGAGAAAAGAGUUUACUAUUUGUACGAGGGCUGACGCAGAGUUAGGCUAACCCUGAAAUGUGCUGUGAUAUAUUUUAAUCGGGCAGACUCUUCGGCUCGGACAAACGUGUAAAAAUCUGCUAGUUUUGUAAAGAGGAAGAAAGAGUAUAAAUUGUUUUCACGCCGUAACAUUUCCCUCUUUGACGAGUCAGCGCGUGUUUUUAAACAGAAAGAGACAAACUUUGGUUUUAGCUUUAACACAUUUUCUUGCUUCAACUUUGAAUAUGUGUGUCUGUGCGGCAACUUUUUGCUGCUUCGAAAACGUGUCAAAAAAAACAGGGAAUAAAACGUAAAAAAUUAUUUAUCGAUGCAAAAUUGUAAAUAAAACUAGUGGUAAGUGUUGACUUAUCGUGCUGUCUAGUCAACCGGUCUAGAUUUUAGAGCCAACUGCGUUGACGAACAAGUUUUUAUCAAACGUUUAAAAGAAAUUUAAAACUAUCUCCAGCAUUUGUGUAUAUUUGUGGGGCAUAAGUGUUGUUGUUGCCGUUAAUCUCUAAUGCGAAUUUCUAUCCGACUGCACGUACAAAUGUGUCAAGAGUAUGUAUAAUAUUUGUUAUGUACAAAAAAAAAGGUAUGUGAAAAUAUUUUGGAAAAUAAGAGACUCAAAACGAGAUAUGUAGUGUUCUUUCCGCAGACAUAGAGGUCAGCAUAUCCUGAGCCCUAGCUGGUUUCUAUCAAAGUUGUAAGGACUCUACGUCACUCAGUUGAUGAUCAAUACAAAUAAUACUCUCUCUUUGUGAGUGUUUUGCUCAUGCCCGUUUUUGGAUGAGUGAGAUACGAUGAAAAAAAAAAUAAUAUUAUAUUGCACGUAAAUCGAGAGCCAAAAACGACAGAAGAGUGGGUGGAAAAUACCUUGCUAUUUGACACCAAGAAACCGACGAUUUUCCUAUAUUUUCAAACAAGCAUAAAAAGAGAUUUAAACGUUCCAAGAAUUAUUUGAAAAAAAAAAAUGACAUUGUAUGCCAUGAAAAACAAGGACGUUUCUUAACUUUUAAUCUUGUUCUAUGCCCCUCGAACUUUGGCCAAUUAAUUUUUAAUGUGGAGUUCUAAUCGGUGGGCCCCUCCAAACCCCAGAAUUACGCAGAAAUUAUUAUAAAACUCCCCGACAAACCUCCUCCUGUGUGCGGGGACCAUACUCAAAAGUAUGUAGACAAAACUUCGCUAUGUACUGCUGUACUACAACUAACUAUAUAGAUGUGCAGAAAACCAAGACAUAUUAUUGAUGUAUGCUCAAGGAAACGACACGAUCGAUGGCGUUGUUGCGAACUCGGCGAGAUCAAACGAAUCGAAAUCAUUGCGGAAUGAUUGUUGUUAUGAAUUGAUUGAUUCAUUACUGUGUUAAAUUAAUUCUAUGGACGGACGAAAUUUGCCAGCGGCAGAAAAUCGCUUGUUUUCACCUGGAUUGUUUUCCGCAAUUUAAGUGUGUCGCGACAUUGGCAAAAUAAAGACGCGAUUAAUU